AUGCUGGGCUGUCUCCUCUUCGCUCAGACUGUGGUUACAAUCUGUGCCUACAUAGACCGUACACCGUUUGACAGCACGGUGAAAGAAAUGCUGAAAGAGUCACUGCUCGAAUGGACGGGUAUUGAUGGAGAGGAUGGUAAUAGUCUGGGCUGGAACGCCAUCAUGUCUUACUUCCGCUGUUGUGGUGUGGACAACUUCUCGGAUGCUGCAGCCUCCCCAGUGUGGGCAAAGACCAUCGACUUUGUUGACCAGUCUGCAAAUUUGGUCACCCCCUUCAUUUGCUGCACAGUCAAAAGUGAUGCACCAAACUGUGCAACAAGCACUGGUAACGCCUAUUUAACCCAGACCUACUUUAACAGGGGAUGCUAUCAACCUAUGUGGGACUACAUCACGUCACACACCGGCCUGAUUAUCACUGUCGUCUUUCUAAUCUUUUUGUUUGAGUUCCUGUGCUUGUUCUUCGCUGUCUGGAACAUCUGCGGUUGGAAGAGCAAAGAGGGUACGAGCCAAGUCAAUGCCGCCUACCACACUGACGACUACCACAACGCCGAUUACCGUAAUGAUCCCUACCGCAACGCUGGUCCCCGCUCUUCCGACUUCCGAAAUACUGACUAUCGCACAAAGGACCACCGCAUUGAUGAUUACCGCAAAGCCGACUACCGCAGUGCUGACAACCGUCACGACAAUUAUCGCAAUGGAGACUACCGUACUGAGGACUACCGCAACGCCGAUUACCGACAGAAGGACCAUGGACGCUACCCGAACUGAACUACAACAACAGUCCACUAAACAUUUAAAACUUCAAUGAAAGAAAUUCAUUGAAACUUGUAGUUCGAGUGCGUGGUCAUUUGAGAAGAUAAAAUGUGUGCCAUGCUGAUGUGAUGUAUAAUUACUAUAC
Molecule: messenger RNA, 898 nt
Organism: Aplysia californica (California sea hare)
Lineage: Eukaryota; Metazoa; Mollusca; Gastropoda; Aplysiida; Aplysiidae
Exons: 5
Coding region: 1-768 (255 amino acids)
Cellular component (GO): membrane
Source: RefSeq, a predicted model, not a curated record